Messenger RNA from Nezara viridula (southern green stink bug), 2078 nucleotides. The record is from the annotation of a GenBank genome assembly. NCBI's taxonomy places the organism in Eukaryota, Metazoa, Arthropoda, Insecta, Hemiptera, Pentatomidae.
UACUAUUUUCGAUUGGAGACUUUGGGUUCUAGACUUUUACUCCCUUCUUCAGAGCCAAGUUGUCGUCUGUUCACAUUAUCGUAUUGCCGCAGAUCCAAUGGCUCUCCUAUCGGCUAGAUUAUCUUCAUCACUUUUGAAAUAUGUCCCAUCUGUUUCUUCACAGGUGUCUAACUUAUCUCACCCAUCAAAAGUACUAAACAGAAAUGUUCACUACACACGCAACCUUAGGGCAGCAGAAAUUUCAUCUGUCCUGGAAGAAAGGAUUCUUGGAUCUGCCCCCAAGAUUGAUUUAGAAGAAACUGGACGAGUACUCAGCAUUGGUGAUGGUAUUGCUCGAGUUUAUGGUCUUAAAAACAUUCAAGCAGAUGAGAUGGUGGAGUUUUCUUCUGGUCUUAAGGGUAUGGCUUUGAAUUUAGAACGCGACAAUGUGGGAGUUGUAGUUUUUGGUAAUGAUAAAUUGAUCAAAGAAGGUGAUGUUGUAAAGAGAACAGGAGCCAUCGUUGAUGUACCAAUUGGUGAAGAUCUGCUUGGACGUGUUGUAGAUGCUCUUGGCAACCCCAUCGAUGGAAAAGGUCCAUUAGCUACUAAGAAAAGGGCUCGUGUUGGAAUUAAAGCUCCUGGUAUCAUUCCCAGAAUAUCUGUCAGGGAGCCUAUGCAAACUGGUAUCAAGGCUGUUGAUUCAUUGGUACCAAUUGGAAGAGGACAGCGAGAACUUAUUAUUGGUGACAGGCAAACUGGAAAAACUGCUUUGGCUAUUGAUACCAUUAUUAAUCAAAAGCGCUUCAAUGAUGCAGAUGAAGAAAAGAAAAAGCUGUACUGUAUAUAUGUUGCCAUUGGCCAGAAACGAUCAACAGUGGCUCAAAUACUCAAGCGUCUGACUGAUACUGGUGCUAUGAAGUAUACUAUUAUUGUAUCAGCUACUGCCUCUGAUGCUGCUCCUCUUCAAUAUUUAGCUCCAUAUUCUGGAUGUGCUAUGGGAGAAUUUUUCAGGGACAAUGGAAAACAUGCCCUUAUCAUUUAUGAUGAUUUAUCCAAACAAGCUGUUGCAUACAGACAGAUGUCCUUGUUGCUGAGGAGGCCUCCUGGCAGAGAAGCCUAUCCUGGUGAUGUAUUCUAUCUUCAUUCUCGAUUACUGGAACGUGCCGCUAAAAUGAAUGAUACUCAGGGAGGUGGUUCUCUUACUGCCUUGCCUGUUAUUGAAACUCAGGCUGGUGACGUCUCUGCAUACAUUCCAACCAAUGUAAUUUCUAUUACUGAUGGACAAAUCUUUCUUGAGACUGAGUUGUUUUACAAAGGUAUUAGGCCUGCUAUCAACGUAGGUUUAUCUGUAUCUCGUGUAGGAUCUGCUGCUCAGACAAAAGCCAUGAAACAGGUUGCUGGUUCCAUGAAAUUGGAACUUGCCCAGUAUCGUGAAGUUGCUGCUUUUGCCCAGUUUGGAUCUGAUUUAGAUGCUGCCACCCAACAACUUCUCAACAGAGGUGUAAGGCUUACAGAAUUACUGAAGCAGGGACAGUAUGUGCCCAUGGCCAUUGAAGAACAAGUUGCUGUUAUCUAUUGUGGAGUAAGAGGUUACUUGGACAAACUUGACCCCGCUAAGAUCACAUCUUUCGAAAAAGACUUCCUUGCACACAUCAGGACCUCCCACAAAGAUCUUCUUUCAACUAUUGCUAAGGAAGGAAAAAUUUCUGAUGAUGUUGAUGGUAAGCUGAAAACCAUCGUCACUUCAUUCUUGUCCUCCUUCUCAGGAUAAAUCUUUUAUAACUUAUCAUUCUUCCUUAGUAUUACAUUGUUUAUAAAACUACAGUCAUCUUGAUUUUUUUUUCUUACCCAUCUUCAGCAUAUAUGUGAUGUUCGACAUCGUGGUAUAUUAAUGUAUAUAAGAUAAAUAUUCAGUUUUGCCAUGUAUAGAAUAAACUUUAGUGAAAACAGAAAAUUAUUCCAGUUCAUUUUUUUUUUUAUAUGUAUUUAUAAUGUUCAUUUACCGAUCUAUUUGUUCUGUUAUGGAUUUAUUUUGUUAUAAAAAGUAAAACAACAACUUGUUUGUAAAUAUAAUUAUUAAAAACCAUAUAAAAAUUGAU